Prosopis cineraria is the source of this 2615-nucleotide messenger RNA. Its product is annotated as protein CHROMATIN REMODELING 20-like. NCBI's taxonomy places the organism in Eukaryota, Viridiplantae, Streptophyta, Magnoliopsida, Fabales, Fabaceae. Gene Ontology annotation, molecular function: ATP hydrolysis activity. The coding region runs from base 211 to 2493 and encodes 760 amino acids. The transcript is spliced from 15 exons. Gene Ontology annotation, cellular component: nucleus. The record is from RefSeq and is a predicted model, not a curated record.
ACCCUAAUUUCGCCGCGUACGGACAGGUGAUUGCUGUCCGGGGAAGGGCGGGGAAAAUCGCGAGGCACGGCAAGCAGGACAGUCCCAACUCCCAACCUAUUUGAUUCACAGGUCGCAGCGAUUUUACUGGUUCGGACGCUCUACACCACCUAAAUGUCCAUAAGCGAACACUAUCAAGCCAUCCGUAUUGCUUGAGCAGUUAAGUUUCAGAUGGAGGGAAAGACUGAGGAAGUCGAAGAUAUUGGAAGUGCAUCUAGUGGUUCAUUUAUUGAUGAUUCAGAUGAUGGAUAUUCAACUUCUGAAUUAGAUGACAAAGCACAUCUGGAGGAACCUUUGACUGAGGAAGAAAUUGAAGGUCUGAUUGCUGAGUUGUUAGAAGUUGAGAGCAAGGCUGCAGAGGCUCAAGAAGCUCUCGAGGAGGAGUCUCUUAACAAAGUAGGGAUCGAGGUUAGGCGAGAGUUGGAGCAAACUCUUCAAGGCGAUGAUUUGGAAUCUGCUGUUGCAGAUGAGAUGACUACUUUAAAAGAAGAGUGGGAAGCUGUUCUGGAUGACCUUGAGACUGAAAGUGCCUAUUUACUGGAACAACUUGAUAUGGCUGGUGUUGAGCUGCCAAGGCUUUAUAAGUGGAUAGAAAGGGAGGCUCCUAAUGGUUGUUUGACUGAAGCUUGGAAAAAGAGGAAUCAUUGGGUAGGUACUCAGGCAACUGAAGAAUUUUCUGAGUCAGUUGCCGAUGCUGAGAAGUAUCUACAAGUCUACAGACCUGUUAGAAGACGACAUGGUAAAUUAUUGGAAGAGGGUGCCAGUGGUUUUCUUCAAAAAAAGCUUGAUGAAUCCAGUGAACCAGUAAAAGAAAAAGCUGAGGUAGAUUGGGGUAUGUUUAACAAAAUAUUUCACAACAGUGGUGAUGCUGAUGCUUCAUUUGGCAGCAAGAAUUGGGCUUCUGUUUAUUUGGCCAGCACUCCACAGCAAGCUGCAUUGAUGGCACUUGAAUUUCCUGGUGUCAAUGAGGUGGAGGAGAUUGAUGACAUUGAUGGAACUUCUACCGAUCCAUUUAUUGCAGCCGCAAUUGCAAAUGAAAAGGAACUAGAGCUUACUGAUGAGCAGAAGAGAAAAUUUAAAAAGGUCAAAGAAGAAGAAGAUGUGAUUGUUGAUCGGAAGCUUCAAAUCCAUUUAAAACGAAGGAGGUAUCAAAAGAAUAAAAAACAGAGGGAAACUAUAGAGAGUGUCCAACAGAAGUCUUCAUUUAUUGAUUGCUCUAAUCCUGAUAUGAAGGAAGAAACUUGUGACGAUGAUGGCGAAAAGGUGACUAACAAUGAAGUUGGGUGUCUGAAUACAAAAACUGAUAAUAUUGAAGAUCUGGAGAGCAGUUAUGACCAUGACAAAGUGAAGCCUAUGAAUAUUGGCCCUUUGUCAGAGCUCUCUAAAUCUUUAUUGCCUGAUGUCAAUCACAGAGGUACCAAGCGACUAAAUGAUGGUGAAGAGUAUUAUGAUGCUAAAAAGGGUCGAACUACUAUCAACAGUGGUGAUGAAGCUGAUGCAGUUGAAAAUAAUAUAGUUAGGAAUACAAAUGCAUUAGAUGAUCAGUCUGAGAUGCAAGGCACUUGUACCAGCAUUGCUGAUUGUCUUCCUUCACAGCAUCUGGAUAAGAAAUUUUGCUGCACUGUUUGUGAUAAAGUGGCUUUUGAAGUUCACCAACAUCCUCUUUUGAAAGUGAUUAUUUGCAGGGAUUGCUAUUCUUUAACGGAAGGAAAGAAACGUGUGAAGGAUCUCAAUCCUGAUAGCUCUGCGUGUUAUUGUGCAUGGUGUGGAGGAAGCAAUGAAUUAGUUAGCUGCAAGUCAUGCAAAGUGUUAUUCUGCAACAACUGCAUAAAGAAGAAUCUUGGUGCAGAAUUCCUUUCUGAAGUUCAGACCACUGGUUGGCAUUGUUGUUGCUGUCAGCCAAAUCUCUUGCAAGGACUAUCAUCACAACUAGAGAAAGCUAUGGGAUCUGUCGACACAUCAGUUUCCAGCUCCAGUAGUGAUUCAGAUAAUUCACAUGCAGAGAUUGAUGUUACUAUCAGUUCUAAGCGAAAGCGCAAAAAGAAGAUUAGGAGGAUCCUUGAUGAUGCUGAAUUAGGAGAGGAAACAAAAAGGAAAAUUGCAAUAGAAAAGGAGCGUCAGGAACGUUUGGAGUCUCUGCGAGUACAGUUUUCUGCCUCAUCUAACAUCAUGGGAUCUUCUGGAUGCAACGGGAAUUUAUCUGAAGGUGCAAGUUCUGAAGUCCUAGGUGACGCUUUAACAGGCUAUGUAGUGAAUGUUGUGAGGGAAAAAGGUGAAGAGGCUGUCAGAAUUCCUCCUAGUACAUCAGCCAAACUGAAAGCUCAUCAGAUUGCAGGAAUAAGAUUUAUGUGGGAGAAUAUAAUACAGUCAAUCAGAAAAGUGAAGUCCGGGGAUAAAGGUCUUGGCUGUAUUCUCGCUCAUACAAUGGGCCUUGGCAAAACCUUUCAGCAAUGAGAAGCACUGAUCUGGGGUUAAGAACUGCACUUAUUGUCACACCUGUCAAUGUUCUGCACAAUUGGCGGCAAGAGUUUAUCAAAUGGAGGCCAUCAGAAGUAAAACCGCUGAGGGUCUUCAUG